Molecule: messenger RNA, 1592 nt
Organism: Arachis duranensis
Lineage: Eukaryota; Viridiplantae; Streptophyta; Magnoliopsida; Fabales; Fabaceae
Product: deoxyuridine 5'-triphosphate nucleotidohydrolase
Exons: 5
Coding region: 868-1404 (178 amino acids)
Biological process (GO): dUMP biosynthetic process; dUTP catabolic process
Molecular function (GO): magnesium ion binding; dUTP diphosphatase activity
Source: RefSeq, a predicted model, not a curated record
GGUGCCCUAACCCCAAAUGGAUGAUCACCCACCUCUCAAACCUCUCUCUUCUCUCUGACUGAGUCUCAAGCUCACUGAGUCUCACCUCUCUCUCACGGCUGGUGUCGUCGUCGACAUCUCUCUCUCCGGUAUCUCGCUUCUCUCGCGGCCGUUUCGGACUCAAGCUCGUCGCGCUCUGUCAGCGUCGUAAGCAUGUCGCGCUCUAUCACCGUCGCAAGCUCUGUCGCGCUCUGUCACCAUCGUAAGAUCGUCUUCCUGCUUCUGCCAUCAACGCUUCCUUCGCCGUGAGUUGGUUUCUUGGCAGUGACCCACCGGUUGAACCGGCAAUCCGGUCAUAUGGCCGGGUUGAUUACCGGUUCGGUUCUGAUAACUACGCCUGAAAUCCUAGCUUCACUACCGCCGCAAGGACUGCCGCAUCCAUCGAGCUCAAGCACCACCUUCGAUGUCUGGUCGUCUACCCGUCUUCAUUCAACAAUCGCACCUCCUUCCUGGAGCUCAGCGUCAGUCCCUGGACUUCGUCUGCUCCGUCGCGCUCCUACCGCCGUCCAUCGCGCUCCUGCCGCCGUCCGGCGCGCUCAGGCACCACCGUCUUCGUCUAGUCGUGGUGCUUGAAGUUUCCAACCCACCAAUCGCGGCUUCUUCCUCGAGCUCGGCGUGUUGGAGUCUGCUCUUCGUUUGUCAGCCGCAGCUUCUUCCAACCCACCACCGUUGUGCUCGUCACCUGGCCUCCGUCUCCGACCACAGUUGAAUUGAUUGGACCAGUAAAUCAGUGAACCAGUGACGAGAGGUUCGGUGGCUAGUCUGGUUUUCAGAACCUUGCUUCUUAACGACCGCUAUCCUCAUUUCUGCAACCGCAUUGUUCUCACCAUGGCCCAACCAGACUCCCACGCCACCAACGGCUCCAUCGUCGCCGAGAUCCAAGAGCCCUCCCCCGAGAUCCUCAAGAUCCACCAAGACGCUGACAUUUCCACCAACCUUGCUUCUCUCCUCCGUGUAAAGAAGCUCUCCAACAAUGCCGUUCUUCCCUCUAGGGCUUCUCCUCUCUCCGCCGGUUACGAUCUUUCCAGUGCUGUGGAGACGAAGAUUUUGGCGAGAGGCAAGGCUCUGGUGGCUACUGAUCUCAGCAUUUCGAUUCCAGAAGGCACCUAUGCGCGCAUUGCUCCGCGAUCAGGUCUUGCGUUGAAGCAUUCGAUUGACGUUGGUGCAGGGGUGAUCGACGCCGAUUACAGAGGACCGGUUGGGGUGAUACUGUUCAACCAUUCGGAUGUUGAUUUUGAGGUGAAGGUUGGUGACAGAGUUGCACAGCUGAUUUUGGAGAAGAUUGUGACUCCUGAUGUUGUUGAGGUUGAGGAUUUGGAUUCAACUGUUAGGGGUGAAGGUGGGUUUGGAUCAACCGGUGUUUGAAUUAGGGAUUAGGGCUUGGGGUUCUAAGUUGAGAUUUCUCUGUUUUCCUGGGCUUAUAUUUUAUUUUUCGAACGUGAUUUAAUUGAUAUUUAUCUCAAAAUUUGUUGCAGGGGUUUAUCAAUCAAGUUAUUAAGUUAUUGGAACUUUGAAUAUUCUAAUCAAUUCAAAACUUGGUUCAGUUUGGUUCA